Messenger RNA from Effrenium voratum, 2487 nucleotides. The record is from the annotation of a GenBank genome assembly. Lineage: Eukaryota; Dinophyceae; Suessiales; Symbiodiniaceae.
AUGUCCAAGGUCCUUACCCGUUUCACCACUCGAAGCGGGUUGGAAGUGACCAUGGCGACACUGCAAGAGUCCCUGCUGGAAGAACCUGUUGGCAGGCGGCUGAAGCGCGCGAAGACGCUUUUACUGACCUACUGGGAGCCCGUAGAGUAUGCCAUCGCCAAAGGUGCGGUCACAAUGACAGCUCUUCUAGCAACCAUGGUUGGCUUGUCUAUGAGCUACAUCUAUGAGCUGGAUGAUGACUUGGACGGAGAUCUCAAUGACAAGGCCGGCGGCUGGGCGCAAGACCUCCUCUUGGCCUUGACCAGCCUGCUCUUUGUCUUGUCUAGCCAAGUGGUAGUCAAAGACACCUUCCUGAUCUUCUACGUGGGAACUGCGAUGGCCUAUGGCCUGGGUGCUAUAGCUCACUUCCUGGAAGAUUCUACGGGGGCGGCUGGGCUGACGGCCUACUACGUCAUCAUGACGUUGGCUUUCGGUGGCGACGCCUUGCGCUCAGCACUGGGCUACGGCCUGAAGUGGUCCUCUCUGGUGAAGUGCCAGUGCAUCUUCGCCGCGCUCAUCUUCGGGUGUCUCUGCGCCUCUGCCUUUGCGACCCUUUGGAAACUGCUGCAUGGCCAUCCGGCCAGUGAAGUCAGGGAAUCGCACCUGGGCUUGGCGUACAAAAGCACGCAGAUUGGGAUGGGCUUUGUGGAAAUGUCGGGGUCCAUGGUGUGGUAUCACUCCGUCCGCUUGGAACUCGGCCCGUGGUCCAUGAUUCCCGCGGCCAUGAACGUGUCGGCCUGGCUGCUGGUGAAGUUCCAGCCUUUGUUUCAUGCGGCCCUGGGCAUCAAGACCACGAUCUCUCAUCAAUUGGCCCACUACAUGCAGGCGGUGGCCAAAGUGGUGGGCCUGGAGUUCCUUCCGGAGAAGGUGCAGCAGACUGGGGUGGCCUAUCGCGAGCACAACCUGGCCUUCCAGGCCAGCCUGGAGCUGGUGAUUGCUGGCUGCUCAGUCAUGGAGUUCUGCAACACCGGUGACCUGCGAGGAGAGGUGAAGCGACGGACGCAGGUGAAGCCUCCGGACCUGAUCCCGGAAGCCCGGCUCAUGGCGUGGUUCGUGCAGAUGACCCUGGCCCUGAACUACAUGUGGUCCCCGGUGUACUGGACCAUUGUGGAAGUGCUCUUUCACUGGCGAUCACUGGCCAUGUCGGAGGCAUCAAGCCUGGUGGGCUCAGUGUCCGUGCAGUCGCUGCACCGAGCCUCUGUCCUGAGGAUUCGACAGCCCGGCUGCUCAGCUGCCUCAGCAGGCGCCGCAGUGCUGCGCUCGGGGGUGGUGCUGGUGCUGCAGGGCACGCUGCUUCAGCUGCUGCUCCAGGAGUCCUGUGCGCCCGGCUGCGCGGUUCAGGACAUGUGUCCCAGGGGCACCGCCUGCAUGGGCGGCCGCUGCAGCGCUUGCCAGGAUUUCGGGCAAAAUGUCGAGCGACUGCUGCAGCACGUGGGCGCUCCCAGCGGCGACUUUGCAUGCACUGCCAAAGUGGAUCUCGUCGCCCUGAGGCGAGAAGAGGCGGACCUGCAGCAACACGCUUGCCACAUCCAAGCGAAGUGCAGCAGCGAUGUCUUCGAAGAGUGCGACUACGUCACCUACACGCUGGCGGCCUGGCGGCCGGCAGCGCAGGUGGCAGUAGCUUUGCUGGGCUGCCUGGCCUGGCUGCCACAGCUGCGGAGCCUUCAAGAGGCGCAGCUGGCGGAGGAGGUUUUGGAGGAGGAGCCUGAAGCUGGGCCGUUUCUUUUGAACUUGGCGGCCGCCUACAUGAAGAUAGUGCUCCGUGCCCGGGCUGGGCUCUUCUGGCUGCUCUGCGGUGCUUGCGCGGUGCGGCUGCUCAAUGACCCGAGCCCCUUGGGGCUGUGGGUGCUGCUGCCGGUGAUGUUGGCAGAGGCCCUUUGGCCGUGCCAGUUUGAGCGGCCCAACUUGACGGCCAACUUGGCCAAAGACAGUGAGCCGACGGCUCAACUGCUGCUGACUGGCCUGGGGAGUUAUGCUGUCAUGCUGCUUUUGGCUUUCUGCUUCGAGGAUUGCAUGCGCUGGGCCAACCCGGCGGUGCAGUUCUGGGGCAGCGGUGUCGGGGGCUUGGACUGCGACAUGGUCCUUGGAACGGUGGAGGCUUUCACCACCAUGGCCGCAUUGGCUGCAUUGCUGCUGGCGACAUGCUACAACCUGCUGGCUGGGUUGGGCCGGGGCUGCUUGCGCCAGGCGUGCCAGAAGGCGGUCCUCUCCUGGGUGGGGGUCUUUUGGCUUCUGGGCCUUUGCCACUUCCUGGCGGCGCCCGGAGACUUGAGCGCCUCCCUGGCCUUUGGGGUUCUCUUCCUCCCCGGCAUGGUGUACCCGUGGUGGGCUGCCCUUCGCAAGUGCAGGGUUUCAGGAAAGCCUUUGGACGCGGUUUGUGUCCACAGCAGUUUGAGCGCACUGCAUCGGCUUCGCGGCAAGCGCCAAGCCUCCUUUACCCUGGCUUGA